This is a messenger RNA of Perca flavescens (yellow perch), 726 nucleotides long. RefSeq lists its product as uncharacterized. The record is from RefSeq and is a predicted model, not a curated record. Gene Ontology annotation, biological process: response to bacterium. The transcript has 5 exons. Lineage: Eukaryota; Metazoa; Chordata; Actinopteri; Perciformes; Percidae. The coding region runs from base 1 to 657 and encodes 218 amino acids.
AUGAGGAGCUUCAGCUUAAUAUCAGCUUUACUUCUCUGCAGCCUCAGCUGGAUCUCCGUCUCAGCUUCUGAGUCUCACACUGUGGAGGUCCAGUCUGGUGGAGACGUCACUCUGAUGUGCUCCAACAUUUCCAGCACUCCAACUCAGACAGAAUGGUUCAGAGUGAUUAACAGAACAAAGCCCAGCUGCGUCUCCUCUAUGUACGGGUCUGAUGGUAAACCUUCUUUCUGUGAUGGAUUUCAAAAUGGAUUUGAGAUGAGCUCCAACAUCUCUUCUGUCUUUCUUAAAAUCAAGAGAGUGGAUUUAUCUGACUCUGGACUGUAUUUCUGUGGAUUUUACAUAGACGGACAUACAGUCAUCGCCGGUUCAACACAUUUAAAAGCUCAAGAGGAGUCUGAAGGAAUGACAAACGUCAUGAUUGUGAUCCUGGGUGCUCUGACUGUUUUCCUCACUAUAGUCGUCAUUGUUCUGGCUGUUAAAAUCAGGAAACUUCAGACAGCUGUGAUUGAAGAACCGCAGGCAGAAAGAAACAAGGAUCUGGGCUCAGAUGAACUGAACUACGCAGCUCUAAAUUUCCAGGCGAAAACCAAAAGAAGCCGCAGGCCUGCAUCAGAGAGAGAGCUGGAGCCACAUGUUGUGUAUGCUGCCACCAGAUAGACUCAGGAAACAUCUGGAACUGCAGCUCAGAGUGACACUGAUGCUUCAAUAUGUUAAUCUGAUGAUGUG